Phaeodactylum tricornutum CCAP 1055/1 is the source of this 423-nucleotide messenger RNA. RefSeq lists its product with no specific name. The transcript is spliced from 2 exons. The coding region runs from base 1 to 423 and encodes 140 amino acids. Gene Ontology annotation, biological process: translation. Gene Ontology annotation, molecular function: rRNA binding; structural constituent of ribosome. NCBI's taxonomy places the organism in Eukaryota, Bacillariophyta, Bacillariophyceae, Surirellales, Neidiaceae. The record is from RefSeq and is a predicted model, not a curated record. Gene Ontology annotation, cellular component: ribosome.
AUGGUAUUCUACGAAUGUGUUCUAACGGCUAAGAAUACGGCUCAGGUUGUCAAAGGUGGUGGUAUUGUACGGGGUAUUCAUAAUCACGGUAUUCGCGAUUUGCCCCACAGAUUUCAGGCACGGUAUGCCGACAGCCAAGGCAACCGCUACUACCAAAAAGGUCGAUUCAUAUCAAUUUAUUAUGAUUCGAAUCCCACCACAAUGCGUCAAGUAGAGCAAACGCUGUCUAUGGACGAAAAUGUGCUGCGGAAUACUCAUUUAAAAGCGCGGAGCGUUUUGGAUUAUGUUAACAUUGCACGAGAAGAAAGGAAUCCGUACAUAAAAAAAGUGCACGGGAGCCAAAAACUCAAAGCCAAGGCUGUUCACGAGCGGAACGAAACGGUGGAGAAAGUAAUUGAUGACAUGCGAACGGAUGAUGUUUAG